Messenger RNA from Erpetoichthys calabaricus (reedfish), 832 nucleotides. It is a transcript of the gene micos13, whose product is annotated as mitochondrial contact site and cristae organizing system subunit 13. The record is from RefSeq and is a predicted model, not a curated record. The coding region runs from base 137 to 472 and encodes 111 amino acids. Gene Ontology annotation, biological process: cristae formation. Lineage: Eukaryota; Metazoa; Chordata; Cladistia; Polypteriformes; Polypteridae. The transcript has 4 exons. Gene Ontology annotation, cellular component: mitochondrial crista junction; MICOS complex.
CAAACUCUGUUUCUGCCGUUGCGCGCUUGUGCAGUGACCUUGCCUGUGUCUUGAACUCAGGGACGGUAGGAAGUUACGUUCCUGGUGCUCUUUUGUGGAUUAUUUACCAGAAGUACCAUUGUUUCCACAGGGUCUCAUGGCUCCUCGGAUUUUCCCAUUCGUAAAGCUGAUGACCAAAUUUGGUAUUGCCGGGGGAGCAGUGUACCUCACCUACAGCCAGGGUCUUCUUGAAGGCAAUGUGAAGGGAUCAGAAGUGUUGAGCAAAGCAAAAUCAGCCAUCCCACCUGCUGUGGAGGAGUGGACAAAGUACUUUGGCUGGGAGCUACCAUCUGCUCCUAAAAUUGAUUUUUCGCCUACUGAAAUGUGGAAUUCUGGUGUUCAUAUGAGUGUAUCAGCUCUGUCUGUUGCCCCCACCCGAGCCUGUGAGUACACCCAUCAAGGAUGGCAGUACCUUAAAAAUCUAGCCAAAUAAAAGCCUGACUGACGAACUUCUGUGUUCUGUCUGGCCACUGUGUUUGCCGUCAUCAAUGAGAUGCGUAUUGUGGAUUCCCCAGAGAACUGUGCCGGGGUAGGCGGCGAGGAUUACCAGUAAAACAUUUCUUUGUGCAUGGCUUUGCCUGAGGCUUCACACCAUACCUGUGCUUAUUUAAUAUUACCCAUCUUUAAAAUGUUUCAUUGGAAAGAUCCAAAGAUUUUGGCUUACAAGCUGGGAUGCUGUGCUCUUUGACUGGUCAAUAAAUGUUGCUUUACUGGCAUGUAGUGGGGAUUCAUCAAAAUCAAAAAUGGGCAGGCCUGUAAUUUUGUAAAUCUUCAAAAAUAAAUAAUGAUCAAG